Molecule: messenger RNA, 2349 nt
Organism: Mirounga angustirostris (Northern elephant seal)
Lineage: Eukaryota; Metazoa; Chordata; Mammalia; Carnivora; Phocidae
Gene: MASP2
Product: MBL associated serine protease 2
Exons: 10
Coding region: 1-2349 (782 amino acids)
Biological process (GO): complement activation, lectin pathway; proteolysis
Cellular component (GO): extracellular region
Molecular function (GO): serine-type endopeptidase activity; calcium ion binding
Source: RefSeq, a predicted model, not a curated record
AUGGCGGCUGGCUUCCCAGAGCAACGGAUUCCAGAGAGCCAGAUGGAAGUUGCAGGGUCUUAUAUGGCCGAGCCCCAAAUGGGAGCCCCCCCACCGCCUCCCCGGCGGGGGCGAGGGGUCAGAAUAGGGCUCCUCACCUGCCCCCCUGCCGCCGCCCUCAGGCUGCUGGUCUUCCUGGGCUUGCUGUGGGGCUGGGCAGCCACACUCCCUGGCCCACAGUGGCCUGAGCCCAUGUUUGGGCGCCUGGCAUCGCCUGGCUUCCCCGGGGAGUACGCCAACAACCAGGAGCAGCGCUGGACCCUGACGGCACCCCCCGGCUACCGUCUGCGCCUCUACUUCACCCACUUCCACCUGGAGCUCUCCUACCUCUGCGAGUACGACUAUGUCAAGGUGCCGACAGCUGGCGGGGGGGACGACCCGGACCCUCUCGAGGGCUGGGGGACAGGGACCCCUGGCAGCAGGGAGGGAGGGAGCGAGUGCGGGCCUUGCGUCUCGCCCUCCCUCCCCAUGACUCCAACCCUACAGCUGAGCUCGGGGAGCAAGGUGCUGACCACGCUGUGCGGGCAGGAGAGCACAGACACGGAGCGCGCCCCCGGCAAUGACACCUUCUACUCGCCGGCCUCCAGCCUGGACGUCACCUUCCGCUCCGACUACUCCAACGAGAAGCCGUUCACGGGCUUUGAGGCCUUCUAUGCAGCAGAGGACAUCGAUGAGUGCCAGGUGCCGCCGGGACAGGCAUCUCCCUGCGACCACCACUGCCACAACCACCUGGGUGGCUUCUAUUGCUCCUGCCGCAGGGGCUACGUCCUCCACAGGAACAAGCGCACCUGCUCAGCCCUGUGUUCAGGUCAGAUCUUCACCAACCGGUCGGGGGUGCUCAGCAGCCCUGAAUACCCGCAGCCGUACCCCAAACUCUCAAGUUGCACCUAUGGCAUCCAGUUGGAGGAGGGGUUCAGCAUUAUCCUGGACUUUGUGGGGUCCUUCGACGUGGAGACACACCCGGACACCCAGUGUCCCUACGACACCCUCAAGAUUCAAACAGACAAAGAGGAAUAUGGCCCAUUUUGUGGGACAACGUUGCCCCCUAGGAUUGAAACUAAAAGCAAUGCCAUGACCAUCACCUUUGUCACUGAUCAGUCGGGGGACCACACAGGCUGGAAGAUCCACUACGCCAGCACAGCUCAGCCCUGCCCUGGUCCGGUGGCGCCACCUAAUGGCCACAUCGCGCCGGUGCAAGCCGAGUACACCCUGAAGGAUCGCUUCGCCGUCUUUUGCGAGACCGGUUAUGAGCUUCUCCAAGGUGAUUUGCCCCUGAAAUCAUUUGCUGCCGUCUGUCAGAAAGAUGGAUCUUGGGACCAGCCGAUGCCCACGUGCAGCAUUGUUGACUGUGGCCCUCCUGAUGACCUACCCAGCGGCCAAGCGGAGUCCAUCACAGGCCCUGAAGUGACCACGUACAAAGCGGUGAUUCAGUACCGCUGUGAUGAGUUCUACACAAUGACACCUGAUGACGGUAAAUAUGUGUGUGAGGCUGAUGGAUUCUGGACGAGCUCCAAAGGAGAAACAUCACUCCCAGUCUGUGAGCCUGUUUGUGGAAUAUCAACUCGUACCAUAGGAGGUCGUAUAUACGGAGGGCAGAAGGCGAAGCUUGGUGAUUUCCCCUGGCAAGUCCUGUUACUAGGUCAAGCUACAGCAGCGGGCGCACUCCUGCAGGACGGCUGGAUCCUAACAGCUGCUCACGCUGUAUACGCGCAGAAAGAAGCUGCCUCCUCCUUAGACAUCAGAAUGGGUACCGUGAAGAGACUGUCGGCUCAUUACACACAAGCCUGGGCCGAGGCCAUUUUUAUACAUGAAGGUUAUACUCAUGAUGCUGGUUUUGAUAACGACAUAGCACUGAUUAAAUUGAAGAACAGAGUUGUAAUCAAUAGUAACAUCCUGCCUAUCUGUUUGCCAGGAAAGGAAGCUGAAUCCUUCAUGAGGACAAAUGACAUUGGGACCGCAUCUGGAUGGGGAUUAACCCAGAGGGGUUUUCUUGCCAGAAAUCUAAUGUUUGUCGACAUACCAAUGGUCGACCAUCAGAAACGUACUGCUGCGUAUGAGAAGCACUCCUAUCCAGGGGGGAGGGUAACGGAGAACAUGUUUUGUGCUGGCUUAGAAGGUGGGGGCAAGGACAGCUGUAGAGGGGACAGUGGGGGGGCGUUAGUGUUUCAAGAUAAUGAGACACAGAGAUGGUUUGUGGGAGGAAUAGUGUCCUGGGGUUCCUUUAAUUGUGGGGAAGCAAAUCAGUAUGGAGUCUACACCAAAGUUAUUAACUAUAUUCCCUGGAUCAAGAACAUAAUUAACAAUUUUUAA